UCCUCUCGGCCCUCGACUCUCGACUCUCGACUCUCGACUCUCGGCUCUCGGCGAUCUCGUCGUUCUGCGAAGGUCUCGGCGAUCUCGUCGUUCUGCGAAGGUCGGAACUGCUCUCCGACGAACACGAACGGGCACAGCUGCGAGGGUCCUUCCCUUCGAUUUUUAUUGCGGUGAUCUCAUUCCUUUCUUUUUUUCUCUUGUUUCGUUUCGCUUGGUUCUUCAUCGGUCGAAAUUUUGAUUAGGGUUCAGAAAUUUUGUUGGUCUUGGGGUUCUUUUAAUCGAUUCUUGGUUGUCGACUUUCUUGUGGGAAGAUCGAUCUUUCUGGUUUUCUCGAUCGUUUUUCGUCACCUAGCCAGUCUCGUUCUGGUUUCGAUUGGAAAAUAUGUCUUCUUCGCGUUCUAGGCGUGUGGAGUACGACCGCUUCAUCCCGUUCCGGUCGGCGAUGGACAUGGACUACGCACGCUUUGCCCUAACGGGGCCUUCGAGACCGCAGCGUGAUGGUUCGAGGGAAUCCCCAUCGAGCGUGGCGUACCAAAAGCUUCUUGACGAGUGCAUUUUGAAGAACAGGUCUCGUAUCCUCGCUUUCAAGACUGCACCUGAAGCGUCGGCCAGCAAGCUGCCCGAGUUUGACGAGCCCAUUCGGCCGCAGAAGAAGCAGCAGAGGCGAAUCCCUAAAGAACCAGAGAGGGUUUUGGUAAUCCACGGCUUGUUGGAUGAUAAUGUUUUGAAUCUCCUCGACUGGGGAAGCAAUAAUGUGUUGGCGAUUGGCCUUGAGGACGCAGUGUAUCUCUGGGACGCUGCAGAAGAGUCGACUAAGCUUCUACAACCCGUAGAAGACAGAGGACCUAUCACUUGCAUCCGCUGGUCGCCAGACUGUGCAGUUCUUGCUGUCGCAUUUGGCAAUUCAGAUUUAUCCCUGAUUGAUCCAGCAACAGGACAUGUCGUGGAUGGGAUGGAAGAUGAGAACCAGGCCCCUGUGUUGUCACUUGCGUGGAGAAGUAAUUCAAUCUUGACAGUCGGAAGAUUUGAUGGCACUGUUGUUGAUUAUGACUUUAGAAAGGAUGACAUGUUCAUCUGUUUCUAUAAUGGGCAUCGGCGUGGAGUUUGUAGUCUUAAAUGGUCCGUGUUGUCAGGGCGGUAUUUGGCGAGUGGAGGGCAGGACAAACUAGUGCACAUAUGGGAUGCCUGCAUGCCUUUCUCACGUGACCAUCCACGUCAACGUCAAUGGCUUCACAGGAUCAGCAGCCACACUUCCAUUGUGAAGGCCGUUGACUGGUGCCCAACUCGGAGCAACCUGCUGGCUUCUGGUGGAGGUUGCAAUGAUCAUUGCGUUAAGUUUUGGAACACCGUUAACGGUGCUUGCUUGAACUCGAUUGAUGCUGGCUCUGAAGUUUGUGCAUUGCUAUGGGACAAAAACAAAUCUGAAUUACUGACCUCCCAUGGUUCGCCGAACAAUCAACUCACCUUGUGGAAUUACCCAUCCAUGACGAGAGUGGCUGAGGUUUCCGGUCAUUCAUCCCGGGUUCUUUCCUUGGCUGGGAGUCCACUGGGAGGUGUAGUAGCUUCUGCAGCAGCAGAUGAGACAGUCAAGUUUUGGAAUAUCUUUGAGACUCCCAAAAUAACAAAACCUGAACUACCCUUUGCCCAAUUUAAUGUCAUCAUAAGAUGAAAAGGUGGAUAGGUGGAAAUGAUUAAGAUUCCAAAUGGAAGACUUCUCUAGUGCUUGGCAUGAAGAUCUGUUGUUGGUAACAUUGCGAUGGGAAGUUUCGUGGUGUCAAAGAGGUAGUACAUUUUCAUACAAGUGCAUGGAUUCGAGAUCUUCAAAUAUGAGCGCAACCGCCUAAGAUUUCUUAUGAUAUUCAAUAUGGCCUUGAUAUCACAUGAAGACAUCACAUUGCACACCUAGAAGAGUGUUUGACAAUCGAGAGAUCUAUGCAUUAUAAGAGGUAAUUGCCUAUGGCCUUAUGUUUCUAUUUUUUCUUUCCGACUAUAAGUUUCCUAUGAUAUAAGUUAAACUUAAGAAUUUUAUAUUCUUUUAGGACUAUAAAGAAACUUUGAAGAUUGAACUGUGUAGCUCUAUUGCCAGAACAAAGCACUUGUAAUAUGGCCUUAAGUAUCACAUGAAGAUUUCACAUUGCCAAAACAAACUUUGAAGAUUGAACCGUAUAACAAACUUCAGAUUUCCUUUUCCAUUUUUUUUGAGUUGAGAUUUCUUAUAACAUUCAAUAUGGCCUAGUUAUCACAUGAAGACAUCACAUUGCAUAUCUAGAAGUGUGUUUGACAAUCGUGAGAUCUAUGCAUUAUAAGAGGUAAUUGCUUAUGACCCUAUGCUUCUUUUUUCUUUUCUAACUAUAGGUUUCCUAUGAUAUAAGUUGAACUUCAGAAUUUUAUAUUCUUUUAGGACCAUUAAGAAACUUUGAAGAUUGAACUGUGUAGCUCUAUUGCCAGAUCAAAGUACUUUCACAUGAUGAAUUUAAAAUCUUGCUAUGGUGUCUUUGCUAAAUCUUUAUUCACAGAUACAAAGAUAUUAAAGCAUCUUUGGAUUUGCUUAGAGGGUGAAAAUAUGGAAACUUAUGGUGUUGCACAACUAUAAUCAUAUUCAACAACUAAGAGAUCUAUGCAUAAUUUUGAUCUAAGAUGUAACUUCUUAUGUCUUUAUUUUUUGGGUGACUAAAGGUUCCCUAAAAUAUCCAUUAGCCUUCAGAUUUUUUAUGUUCUUUUAGGACCAUUCUAGAACCCGUGAAAACUUUUAUUUGGUGUAGAUAUUAUUUCACUA
Molecule: messenger RNA, 2776 nt
Organism: Musa acuminata AAA Group (dessert banana)
Lineage: Eukaryota; Viridiplantae; Streptophyta; Magnoliopsida; Zingiberales; Musaceae
Product: cell division cycle 20.2, cofactor of APC complex-like
Exons: 2
Coding region: 383-1669 (428 amino acids)
Biological process (GO): anaphase-promoting complex-dependent catabolic process; positive regulation of anaphase-promoting complex-dependent catabolic process; positive regulation of ubiquitin protein ligase activity
Cellular component (GO): anaphase-promoting complex
Molecular function (GO): ubiquitin ligase activator activity; protein binding; anaphase-promoting complex binding
Source: RefSeq, a predicted model, not a curated record